GAUCGUCGAGGCACUCCUGGACGUGAGCGCGAACGUUGACGCGCAGUUCCCGCAGGACGACAACAGCACGGCGAUCAUGGUCGCCUUGAAGCAACUCCGUGACAAGGAUCUCGUCCAUCUGCUUGUUGACCGCAACGCGUCGCUAGACUUGGCGAACAGUAAGCGCCAAACAGCGCGCACGAUAGCUAAGGAGGUCGGUAUGGAGCAGGAGCUGUUGUCGGCGGACCAGAGGAAGGCGAACAGGAACAGCUUCAUCGACUACAUCGUUUCGACCGUGCUGUUCGUGGUGUCGUACAUCAACCUUGGGAUGAUCAAGGACGCUGUGACGGGUGUCAUCGGGAAGAUAUUCAAGCUAUCGGGAAAACGGCAUCAGCAAAUGUGCACGUUACUUAGCACGUCUUGACGAACCUUACGA
This is a messenger RNA of Fomitopsis serialis, 415 nucleotides long. RefSeq lists its product as uncharacterized. NCBI's taxonomy places the organism in Eukaryota, Fungi, Basidiomycota, Agaricomycetes, Polyporales, Fomitopsidaceae. The coding region runs from base 77 to 403 and encodes 108 amino acids. The record is from RefSeq and is a predicted model, not a curated record. The transcript has a single exon.